Molecule: messenger RNA, 5158 nt
Organism: Prinia subflava (tawny-flanked prinia)
Lineage: Eukaryota; Metazoa; Chordata; Aves; Passeriformes; Cisticolidae
Gene: DENND1A
Product: DENN domain containing 1A
Exons: 24
Coding region: 317-3619 (1100 amino acids)
Biological process (GO): endocytic recycling; endocytosis
Cellular component (GO): cytosol; clathrin-coated vesicle
Molecular function (GO): guanyl-nucleotide exchange factor activity; phosphatidylinositol phosphate binding
Source: RefSeq, a predicted model, not a curated record
CUCGCACAGUGAAGAAAGUCUCCGUCGUGUUCGGGUGGAACUUGCUGUGGGUCGGUUUCUGCCCGUUGCCCGUUUUCCCGUGGCUCGGUUCACGGGCAGAGCCCGGUGCUUUCCCGGACGGCUGCCCCAGCCAGGGACACGCGGGCGGCCCGGCCCCGCCGCACUACAGCUCCCGGCAGGCCCCGCGCCGUGACUCGGCCGGGGCGCCGCGGCGCGGGCCGGGAUGGAGUGAGGGGCGAGCGGCGGACAGAGCGCGGCCCUGCGGCCCCCGCCCGUGUCUCGCUCCGCCCCGGGUCUAUGCGGCCCCCCGGAGACCAUGGGAUCCAGGAUCAAACAAAAUCCAGAAACUACCUUUGAGGUGUAUGCAGAAGUCACCCACUCAGGAAUCAGUUGCAUCGGGAAAGAUCCUGAGGUGCGGAGGCAAUUCCCAGAGGGCUACAGUGACCAGGAAGUUCUACAGACUCUGACCAAGUUUUGUUUCCCCUUCUAUGUGGACAGCCAUGCCAUUAACCAAGUUGGGCAGAACUUCACGUUUGUGCUCACAGACAUUGACAGCAAGCAGAGGUUCGGGUUCUGUCGCUUAUCCUCGGGGGCCAAGAGCUGCUUCUGUAUCCUGAGUUACCUCCCGUGGUUUGAAGUCUUUUAUAAACUACUCAAUGUCUUGGCAGAUUAUUCAGCAAAAGGACAGGAUAGCCAGAGGAGUGAGCUCCUAGAAACAUUUCACAAACUUACCAUCCCUGAGCCAGGAACCUCUGUUCACCUUGGAGUGCACUCUUACUUUACCGUGCCUGACACCAGAGAGCUUCCCAGUAUACCUGAAAAUAGAAAUCUGACGGAGUAUUUUGUAGCAGUUGAUGUCAACAACAUGCUGCAUCUCUACGCCAGUAUGCUGUACGAGCGCCGCAUCCUCAUCUGCUGCAGUAAGCUCAGCACUUUAACUGCCUGCAUCCAUGGCUCUGCAGCCAUGCUCUACCCGAUGUUCUGGCAGCACGUUUACAUUCCUGUCCUGCCCCCGCAUCUCCUGGACUACUGCUGUGCCCCCAUGCCCUACCUCAUUGGAAUACACUUAAGUUUGAUGGAGAAAGUAAGAAGCAUGGCCCUGGAAGAUGUGGUGAUCCUUAACGUAGACACCAACACACUGGAAACCCCUUUUGAUGACCUUCAGAGCCUCCCCAAUGACGUGGUUUCUGCACUGAAGAACAGAUUGAAGAAAGUCUCUACAACCACUGGAGAUGGUGUUGCAAGAGCGUUUCUAAAAGCACAAGCGGCUUUCUUUGGGAGCUACAGAAACGCCCUGAAAAUUGAACCUGGUGAGCCCAUCACUUUCUGUGAAGAGGCGUUCGUGUCCCACCGCUCGUCCGUGAUGAGGCAGUUCCUGCAGAACGCCAUCCAGCUCCAGCUCUUCAAGCAGUUCAUUGAUGGGCGUCUGGAUCUGCUGAACUCUGGGGAAGGCUUCAGUGAUGUGUUUGAAGAGGAGAUAAAUAUGGGAGAAUAUGCAGGUAGCGACAAGCUGUACCACCAGUGGCUGUCCACAGUGAGGAAAGGAAGUGGAGCCAUUUUAAACACAGUAAAGACCAAGGCUAACCCCGCCAUGAAGACUGUCUAUAAGUUUGCAAAAGAUCAUGCAAAAAUGGGAAUAAAAGAAGUGAAAAACCGCUUGAAGCAAAAGGACAUUGCUGAGAACGGCUGCGCGGCAGCGCCGGAGGAGCCCCUGCCCAGGACAGCACCGUCGCCCCUGGCCGAGAAGAAGGACCCGAAGCUGAGAGAGGACAGGAGACCGAUCACAGUGCACUUCGGCCAGCAGCACAGACUCCGCCCGCCGCGGCCGCCGCCCCCAAAGAUCCAGCGCUCCUCCAGGCCCGUUCGCCCCCCAAGACCUCAUGUGGUUAAGAGGCCCAAGAGCAACAUCAGUGUGGAGGGCCGGAGGACCUCAGUUCCCAGCCCAGAACACCUCGUAAGGCCCAUGCGACACUAUACAGUCUUCCUCUCUGAGGACUCCUCUGAUGAUGAAUUUCAGCAGGAAGAGGAUCCUGUCUCUGGCUUCUCUGAAAACUUUUUCUUCUCUGCUCCUUUCGAAUGGCCCCAGCCGUACCGGGCCCUGAAGGAGUCGGACAGUGCCGAUGGAGAGGACGUGGGCAGCCCGGAGAGAGCGAGAGAGCCGCUGCCCCCCAGCCCCCUGCUCUCCAGCAAGGCCUCAGACAUCAACCUGCUGGAAGACAUCUUCCCCAGCCUGGAGGUGGACGCCCAGCCCCAGCCCCUCAGCCAGGCCAAGAGCCUGGAGGACCUGCGCACACCCAAGGAGGAGGCGGAGCCGCGCUGCUCCUUUGAAUACCAGAGAAUGGAUCUUGGUGUGUCCGAGAGGAACAGGAUUGUGCCAAGCAUGAAGCUGUCCCACCCUUACAACAAGCUGUGGAGUAUGGGCCAUGAUGAUAUGGCUAUUCCCACCAAAUAUUCCCAAAGCUCACCCGAAAGACCCUUGGCUACCCUGGGCAACAUGCCUCCCAUCACCAGGAGACCCCAGAGCAGAGACAGUGGUCUGGCUCCUGCAGAAAAGGAUGAAUCCAACCCUGCCGUUCAAGGGAACAUCACCAUUCCCAGGCCACAGGGAAGAAAGACUCCAGAGCUGGGCAUCGUGCCACCACCACCAGCACCCAGGGCUGCCAAGCACCAGGCUGCAGCUGGGCCAGCGGAGCUGCUGACCCCUCAGGGGCGCGGGCCCUUGGUUUCAGCUCUCAUGGCAGAGCCCUUCGGGGCGGGCGCAUCCCUGGAGGCCGAAGCGGCGCCGCCCGUCAGUGCCUGCGCCCGCCCGCCGCAGCCGCCGAGCGGGGCCGCGGGCGCUGCCGAGCUGCUGCAGCCCGUGCGGGUGAAGGCCGAGGGGGCAGCCAACGACAGCGAGCUGCUGCUGAGCCUGCUGGACCCGCUGCGAGCCGCGGGCUGGCCGGGCAGCGCCCCGCCGGGCUCGGCCCCCGCGCCCGCCUUCGGCGCCCUGCCCAGGGACUUGGUGCCUCCUGCAGCUGCACCGUUUGCCCAGCCCCUCGGCUAUCCUGCCCCAGCCCCACCGCCUUUUCUGCAGCCCUCCCCGAAUCCCUUCACCCAGACACUGCCAGGAGCCCUUCCAGUGUCCCUGGUCAGGCCCCCGAGGGGCUCCUUCACCCCCUCCUUAGGUCACGCAUACAGCUCCAGCUUCAUAGCCCCCACUGCCGGCUUCUACCCACCACAGAGACCUCAGCACCACAUGGCCACGCUGUCCAUGCCAAACCUGUUCAGCCAGGCUCCAGCUGUGCCAGCAGCUGGCUCCCUGCUCCUGCAGGGCCACUGCCCUUCUCCCACCAGCCCCCUGCAGCCAGCGUGUCUGGGUGGUCCCUCCAAACCCCGAACGUUACAGGUGGGCCAGCCCAGCACAAAGGUAGAUCCCAAACAAGCCCUGGCUCUUCUGGCCAGUGAACCCCCUCUGGUCUCUGCCAGGCCAGCCAAGGGCUUGGAGUCAGUGUUACUGUCCUCAAAAUCUGAGGAGACAAAAGAUCCAUUUGAAGAUCUGUUAAAAAAGACCAAGCAGGACGUGUCCCCCACACCAGGUAAGGUGGAGCAGCUCAGAAAGCGAUGGGAAACCUUCGAGUGACGCGCCCCGUGGCCUUGGUGUCCUUUUGGAAGUGACAGAGGAAUUUUUUGGUUUUUUUGAGCCAGCAUAAAACCAAGCAUUUCUUUUAAGGAAGGCUGAGCCAGGACUGCUGCAGGACCAUCGCUGAGCUGCAACACAACACGAGAGCCUUUUGCCCACAGGUCAGAGCCCCCGAUGUCCCUGUCCCUGCCACUGCCCCCUCACUCCCCGCCACCUAACCCUGGGAUUCCUGCACUGACCAAAGCGUGAGGGGAGGUGGGGUGGGGUGGGUUGGGAUUUCCACACACAGCUUUUCAGGCAGCACUGCCGAUGCACAAGUUACUCCCUCCCUGUGUUUCCAGCCCUUGGCACACCUGGAGCGUGACACAGCCACUCUGCUGGGGUUCAUUCCUGCCUCUGGAAUGGGCCUCAGUUUUUCUGGCAUUGCACACACAGAUACGUUUUGUUUCCACAUGCAAAGCGCAGCAAACAGCCUGACUUGUGGGCUGCCCUGGACUGAUCAUCAGCCUCUGUUUGUGCUGGUAGAAGCCCAGCCACUCCCGGAGCUGUGCUGUCAGGUGGACUUUGGUGGCACUUUGGACUCCCCCACCCCAAACUCCAACAGCCAGGGCAGAGCUGUCACAGGCCUGGGAACCACAGCACAGAGCAGCCGCUCAGGGAUUGGUCCUGCAUCUCUGGUGGGGAACUGGAAACACCAGCAAUUGUUUUCAUUUUUUUGACUUUGUUUUUGUUAAAUACAUCAGAAAAUAGAGGCCAUAAAGAGUAUCCUAGUUCUUAUAUAUGUGUAUCUUAAUAUUAUCUAUCGAUAUUAUAAAUUGCAGUAUAUGAAUGGAAUGUAACAAUAUCUUACUUGAUUAUUACGAACAAAAAGGAGAACAAACGUGGGGUAUCAAGGUUCCCAGCUCCUGAGUGCAGGUGAGGGCCGGUGUGCUGGGGGGCUCGGGGGGAGCUGGGCUCUGUGGCCUCGUGGAGCCCGGGGCUGGCCCCGCUGGCCCGCGGGGCACAGAGCACAGGGCACGCUCAGCUGGCUGUUCUGAGCCCCUCUGUGUUCUCCAGACAUUGCACACGAGCCUCAGCAUCCCCAGGAUCUGCUCUCUCUGAUCAUCUCUGUUUCACUUCAGUGGUGCUUUUUUGGUUUGUUUUGUAUCUGGGCACACUCUGGUGUAAAACCUGUCACUCUCGCAGUGGGAAUCACAUCACCAUUGAGCCUUUGAUAAAGGAAAUCAUCUUGGACACAUGGGGAAAUUCUUGUAAAGCUUUAUCUGAUUUCCAAUGUAUCUAUUUUAUUCAUGUUAUCUUGGAAGUUUUCUUACUCUGGGGAAUGGGAAUGGCUGUCUCUGUGUUCGAAUCUGGGCAGUACAAAAGAAAAAUAAUACCUGAAAUGCUGCCGGUUUUGGGAAGACGACAGUAUUCCAGGAAUAUUCUGUUUCUGUACAGUGCUGUUCCUCUGACAAGCCAUUCACUUGGAUUUGUAUUUUCUUUUUGUGUUGAAAGAGAGAUGGGUUUAGUAUUGAAUAGUAAAAUAUUUAAAGUAUAAGA